Folsomia candida is the source of this 1791-nucleotide messenger RNA. RefSeq names its product succinyl-CoA:3-ketoacid coenzyme A transferase 1, mitochondrial (gene SCOT). Lineage: Eukaryota; Metazoa; Arthropoda; Collembola; Entomobryomorpha; Isotomidae. Gene Ontology annotation, molecular function: succinyl-CoA:3-oxo-acid CoA-transferase activity. Gene Ontology annotation, biological process: ketone body catabolic process. The coding region runs from base 150 to 1709 and encodes 519 amino acids. The transcript has 8 exons. The record is from RefSeq and is a predicted model, not a curated record. Gene Ontology annotation, cellular component: mitochondrion.
ACUGCUAAAUAUUCGACCGAGCAUUUAGUGUGUGGAUGCGUUACGGGUGUUAGGAUUAUAUAAUUUGCUCACCUUGAACUCGUUCUCUCCCAAAUUAUUAUAUAAUCUUUCCUUCCUCCAUUAAUUACAUAUUAAUUAAAUAUUUUAAAAUGCUUCUCCCCCUGGUCCUUAAAACUCGCCCUACGUCGUCCUUAAUAUUUUCCUCUCUUCAGAGAAGCCUGUCAACCACGAGUGUACGACAUGGUGCAAAAUUCUAUAAUUCAGCCGAGGAAGCUGUAAAGGACAUUCCAGACGGAUCCAAAUUGCUCGUAGGAGGAUUUGGACUAUGUGGGAUUCCUGAAUAUUUGAUAUCCGCCCUGUUGAAGUCGCAAGUGAAAAACUUGACCGUGGUGAGCAACAAUGCCGGUGUGGACAAUUUCGGUCUGGGUCUCCUCCUUAAACAGAAACAGAUCAAGAGAAUGAUUGCGAGCUAUGUGGGCGAAAAUGCAGAGUUCGAGAGACAAUUUCUCAGCGGAGAGUUAGAAGUGGAAUUGACUCCUCAAGGAACUUUGGCGGAGCGGAUUCGUGCAGGAGGAGCAGGAAUACCAGCAUUUUUUACCCCAACUGCAUUCGGAACGUUGAUCCAUGAAGGAGGAGCUCCCAUCAAAUAUACAAAAGAUGGCAAGAUUGAAAUUUUCUCGGACCAACGUGAAGCUCGAGAGUACGAUGGGCGUGGCUAUAUUUUGGAAGAAGCGAUCAAAGGAGAUUUCAGUUUAGUUAAAGCGUGGAAAGCGGAUAAACAAGGAAAUUUGAUUUUUAGAAAAACCGCUCGAAAUUUCAAUCCACCAAUUUGUAAAGCCUCCCAGAUUACGAUUGCCGAAGUUGAAGAAAUCGUAGAAGUGGACUCCAUCCCCCCAGAAGAUAUCCACGUCCCCUCCGUCUAUGUCCAACGCGUCGUUUUAGGAAAAGACUAUCAAAAACGUAUUGAGAAACGUACAACGAGAAAGCGUGAUCCUGCACCAGUCUCAGCUUCCGCUUCAACGGCAAACCCAGCUAAAAAGGUUCGCGAACAAAUUGCACGUCGUGCCGCGUUGGAAUUUAAGGAUGGAAUGUAUGCCAAUUUGGGUAUUGGGAUGCCAAUGUUAUCCUCUAAUUUUAUCCCGGAGGGGAUCACGGUUCAUCUUCAAUCAGAAAAUGGAGUUUUGGGCUUGGGACCGUUUCCAUAUGAGGGAGAGGAGGAUCCAGAUUUGAUCAAUGCUGGGAAAGAAACCGUUACCGUAUUGCCAGGAGCAAGCUAUUUCGGAUCAGAAGAAAGUUUUGCAAUGAUAAGAGGUGGUCACAUCGACUUGACGAUCCUUGGGGCGAUGCAAGUCUCACAAUAUGGUGAUUUAGCAAAUUGGAUGAUUCCUGGCAAGUUAGUCAAGGGGAUGGGUGGCGCUAUGGACUUGGUGAGUGCGGGUGGAAAAACCAAAGUGAUCGUUACAAUGGAACAUACAGCCAAAGGGGGAGUUCACAAAAUUUUGCCCAAAUGCAAUUUACCAUUAACGGGAAAGGGAUGUGUCGACAUGAUCAUUACAGAGAAGUGCGUGUUCACCGUGGACGCAGAGAAAGGUUUGACAUUAACUGAGCUAGCGGAGGGUGUAACUCUCCAAGAAAUUGUGGAUGGAACGGGAUGUGAGUUCGCCGUUGUGGAUGAAUUGAAACCAAUGAGACAAAGUCAAGCGGGUUAAAAAGUUAAUUAAGUGACCAGAAAUUUAUUUUUUUCAAUAGUAAAAUAGAAUAAAACAAAUCUUCAAGUUGUUCAAAACGUAA